AUGGCGCAAUUCAACCAACAAUCUCCAGAGCAAGCCCACGCUAAGGCGAGCCGCAAAUCUGCCUCUUCUUCGUCACGCCCUCCUAUGGUCGUACGCAUCCCACACGAGGUGACACCUGCGAUCGUCCGCCCGAAGCUACUUGUACUAGAGCCACCGUACGAAGGACCCAAUGUGCAUGAAGUAGGGGUCAAAGCUGUAGGGAGGUUCAUGCCGGUCUCCCACUCUCUCAAUUGCACCAAAAAGUCCUCUGAAGGAAAUGGCCAACGAGGUCCAGAUUUGUGGCCAUUAUGGUCAUGGGUAAGCUGA
This is a messenger RNA of Colletotrichum siamense, 306 nucleotides long. RefSeq lists its product as uncharacterized. The coding region runs from base 1 to 306 and encodes 101 amino acids. The record is from RefSeq and is a predicted model, not a curated record. Lineage: Eukaryota; Fungi; Ascomycota; Sordariomycetes; Glomerellales; Glomerellaceae. The transcript is spliced from 2 exons.